Molecule: messenger RNA, 1368 nt
Organism: Carassius gibelio (silver crucian carp)
Lineage: Eukaryota; Metazoa; Chordata; Actinopteri; Cypriniformes; Cyprinidae
Gene: lyar
Product: Ly1 antibody reactive homolog (mouse)
Exons: 9
Coding region: 311-1276 (321 amino acids)
Biological process (GO): negative regulation of transcription by RNA polymerase II; rRNA processing
Cellular component (GO): nucleolus
Molecular function (GO): DNA binding
Source: RefSeq, a predicted model, not a curated record
UGUAUUAUUUCCUGUUUCCUGUUUCCGUUCGGGGCGAAAACAGAGUGGCAACGCGUGGUUCAAGACACUCGCGCGCGUUUCAGUCGUGUGUUACUUUAAACAACAACAAGUUAAGUCAGAGAAAAGGACUUCGUUAAGUUGAUACCGGAGACUCGCUCACGGGCAUCAAGAGAACCGGACCGGCGAACCGAGUCACUUGAGUGAUAUAUUAACACACGUGUGAAGAAGAUCAUUAGAGAUCGGCCGCUGUGCUUCAUCAGAGAAUCUCAGACCAGCUUAAGGUGCAGGAUCACAGCUGCUGGUCUUCAGGAUGGUGGUCUUCACGUGUAAUGCCUGCGGCGAGUCUCUGAAGAAAGCUCAGGUGGAGAAACACGUGCUCAAGUGCCGCGCCUGUCAGGUUCUGUCCUGCAUCGACUGCAGCAAAGACUUCUGGGGCGAUGAUUACAAGAACCACAACAAGUGCAUCAGUGAAGACCAGAAGUACGGCGGUAAAGACUUCCAGGCGAAGGCGAACAAGGGUGAUGUGAAGCAGCAGCAGUGGAUUCAGAGGAUCCAGCAGGCCAUGGAGCAGCCUGACGUUGAGCCCAGCGUCUGGAAGGUCCUGCAGGUGGUCAGCACUCACAGUAAUGUGCCGCGUAAGAAAGCCAAGUUUGAGAACUGGAUGAAGAACUGUCUAAAGAUCAACACCCCGUGUUUACUGGAGAAGGUCUGGGAGAUUUGCUCAACGACUGUCGACAGUAACAGCAACCAAACCGUCCAUAAGACAGCGAACAAAAACAAGAGAGAGGAGCAGAGAGAUAAGAAGAACAAGAGAAAGACUUCAGAUGAGAAUUCAGAGCAGAACGGAGAAAACACAGAUGAGAAACAGAGGAGAAAAAAGAGGAAACGAGAGGAGAACGGACAGAACGCAGAUGAAAAGAGCAACAAAAAACACAAGAAAAGAAAACAGGAGGCGGUUGACGAGAGUCUGAAUCCUGAGGGGGAGGAGCCAGAGAGUCUGAUUCCUGAGGGGGAGGAGCCAGAGAACCAGGAGUCUGAGUCAAACUCUACAGGGAAGUUUAACUGGAAAGGGACGAUAAAGGCAGUUCUGAGAGACGCUCCGGAGGAAGGACUCGCUGUCAAGAAACUCCGCAAGAAGGUUCUAGCGGCGUAUUACUCUUUCACUGGAGACUCAAACUACAGAUCUGAAGAAGAGCUUCUGUCUCUGUUCAACAGAAAGAUCAACAACAAUCCCAAGUUCAAGCUCCUCAAAGACCGAGUCAGACUGGUGAAAUGAUGCACAUCUUCAUCAUCGUCUUCAUCUCUAGCUGUCUGUCUGAGUCUGGUGUGUGAGUCUGAGAAGAUUAUCAAUAAAAGAAAUCAGGACUA